AUGUUAAGCUUGGAUGACUGCGUCUUGCUGCUGACCAAGAAGCACGGAACGCUGAAGGCCGCUUUCGACAAGCUCGAUUUCUUCCAAGAUGGACGCCUUUCCUGUUUGGAAUGGCAGGAGGGGUUGCGCCAGCUGCUUUCAACUGGAUCGAAAGAGUCGCGCAGGUUCGACCCCUUGAGAGAUCCAAGACGCACAUGUGACUCUGUGUUGCUGCGGCUUUUCAAAGCGAUGGACAAGGACAAGGACGGCUUCAUAUCCUUGGAUGAUCUGGCCAAUGCGAAGGGUGGGCCCUUUGUGUAUGCACGCGAGCUUCGGCACAAGGAUACUGAGGAGAAGCUACCGGUAUCGCCAAAGGGUUCGAAAGGAUCACCCAGAUUCUUUCAGGAGCUUUCAUACAACUCCAGCUCAAUGAAUUUCACGCUGCUGCCGUCGGUGUCACGCAAGAAAGAUGGAAAGGAACAUUUUGCAGGCCACAUCUACUCCGAGAUGCGUGCUUUCGCCGCCCUUCUCAUCAAGAAGUUUGACACCCUAGACAAGGCCGUGCUGCGCCCCAGCGGAGACGAGAUCACGACUUUUGGAGCUGAGGCUUACAAGCAUUUCGACGGAAAUAGAAACAACCAGCUCGGGAUGACCGAGUUUGAACUCGAUCGGAACAACAACGGCAACAUCUCAAUACAGGAGUUUAAAGUCCUGCGAGCUCUGAAUGCGACGGAGGAGAAGCUGAAAAACGUAAAUACGGAUGCUGGACAAUUGGGGCCGGGAGAAAAUGUGUUGGAUCUGUGCAAGGAUGAAGCAGUGACAUCGAAAACCAGGCGUGAGCAGGUCGACGAAUCAGUUGCCAGAGCGCAGCUGUGUAAGAUGGCAUCGCAGUGGUUGUGGGCAGUGAUCGAGCGCAAGCAGCGGUCACCGAUCCAAGCGCCUCGCAGACACCAGCGCAGUGUCUGCCUCGCUUCAACGCAUGUGCAGUUCCCGGAGGCUGAGCACGUAUCGUCAUCGGCUGGGUUCUACUCAUUUCCGAGAGCCUGCACUGGCCGUGCCGACCUUCAGCUUCACCCGGAUGAGAUUCCUGGCUUUGAUUCAGAAAAUUUCACGAAAGAGCGAGGGCCAGGCUAUUGCAAGAGAGGUCCGGAAUCCUUUACGGAGGUUAUGCCGGAUGCACAUCCCCUCCGUGGCAACAAGUUCAAGGUCGGCAGCACUGUUCCGCGAGCCGAACGUUUUGGUCCCGCGAUUCCAUCCGUCGAAGGAAGAAAGGACAUGGAACACAGCGCAGCAACCUUCGCGACCUAUGAAGGCAGAAUGCCACGCAUGAGUUGGAAAGUGGACGGCACCGGCGCGCAAAUAUUCCUUUCCAAGAAGGAGCGGGUAGGCCUGACGACCGGCUUGUCCGACAGCUUCCGGCUUUUGAAGCCCGCUCCUUGGGACAAGUCCAGAACGCUUCUUAAGCUCAAAUCGCACAGCGAGUCGAUCCUAAAGUGCAAGGAUUGCUGA
This is a messenger RNA of Symbiodinium sp. CCMP2456, 1488 nucleotides long. Lineage: Eukaryota; Dinophyceae; Suessiales; Symbiodiniaceae. The record is from the annotation of a GenBank genome assembly.